AAAAAAAAAAGAAAUCAGGUGAGUGAGGAAUAUGCUGAGCUUAUCACUGAGCCGUAAUCAUGUUCCUCCAUUAACGCACUUACGUCGUCAUGAACGAAGAAGAAUCCUCAAUCUCCGAUGUCGAUCGUCUCUUCUCUUUCACCAACUCUUCCGCAAUAAACUCCUUCUCCUCCCUUCGUCUUCUUCACCUGGAGUUGUUGCUAUUUCAGCAUCUUCGUCUCCAAUCGCCGUUCCGGAAUUAGAAGACGACGAGGACCACUUCGAUGACGAGUUACGCCGUCUCUUGGCUCUGGUACCGGAGGAGAUACGAAGGACACUUGAUGAGCACCCUGAGAUUAGUGAACUCAUUGAGAUUGUGUUGGAUUUAGGUCGUACACCUCUGGCGCGAUUCCCUUCUGGAGAUUUUGUUAUCUCCGACGACUCUGUUACGUUUAAGGAUUUGGAAUUCGCUGUCUCUCAGGUUGGUGAGUUCACUAAUGAUAAUCGAGCUGGGAUUAGCCGGACGUUGCAUCGGAUUAGUGCGAUACGGAAUCGGAAAGGAGAAAUUAUUGGAUUAACUUGCCGUGUUGGUCGAUCUGUUAGAGGAAGCGCAAAUUUGCUGCGUGAUCUUGUUCAAGAUGGGAACUCAUUGUUGCUUAUUGGUCCACCAGGUGUUGGGAAAACUACAAUGAUUAGGGAGGUAGCGAGAAUGCUAGGAAAUGACUAUGAGAAGAGAGUAAUGAUUGUUGAUACUUCUAAUGAGAUUGGUGGUGAUGGUGAUAUACCUCAUCCAGGGAUUGGUAAUGCUAGGCGGAUGCAAGUCCCUAACUCUGACAUACAACACAAGGUAUUGAUUGAAGCAGUAGAAAACCAUAUGCCUCAAGUGAUUGUGAUUGAUGAGAUUGGAACUAAACUUGAAGCGAUAGCUGCAAGUACAAUAGCAGAACGUGGAAUCCAGUUAGUCGCCACUGCUCAUGGAGCUACCAUUGAGAAUUUGAUUAAGAAUCCUUCAUUGGACCUUCUGGUUGGAGGUGUACAGAGUGUGACUCUUGGAGAUGAGGAAGCGACCAGAAGAGGUGGCCAGAAGACUGUCCUUGAAAGAAAAGGUCCUCCAACAUUUAACUGUGGUGCAGAAAUAGUUUCAAAGACUGAAGUUCGAGUUCAUCGUAGACUUGAAGCAACUGUUGAUGCUGUUCUCGCAGGUCGAUUACCAAACGUUGAAAUCCGAAAAGUAAAGUCUCAUGGAGUGGAAGUGAUUAUGGAGAAGGAACCUUUCAUCGACGAGACGACUGUGGAUAAUAUACAUGAAGAGGAAACAUUAGAUGUUUCGAAGCUCACCAAUGAGGAAACGGUAUCUGAAGUCCUUCCAACUAAGGAGAUAACUGAAGCAGAAUCGUCAGGGCAAGAGACACUGAUGUAUCUAUAUGUGUAUGGGAUUGCAGAAUCAACUGUUCUUCAGGCAAUCAAACAACUAGAGAUGGAAACUGCAGUAGAGUUAACUGACGACAUUAGCGAAGCAGAAGCCAUACUCGCAUUACAAGCAAAGAUCAGGAAGAAUCCUCGGAUUAAAGCAUUAGCUACAUCUCACGGUAUACCUGUUUAUGUAACAAAGACUAACUCAGGUAUUCAAGUGGCCAAGGCGAUACGGGCAUUACUAACUGAUUACGAAGAUGGUCUCGGAGAAUUUGGAUCAGAAGAACGUCUAAAACUAUCUGAAAAAAUGGACGCCUUAGAGGAAGCGAGAUUAGCGAUAGAGCGGAUAGUGAUACCGAAAAAGGAAACAGCCGAUUUACUACCGAGGCAACCUAAGAUCGUGUCUCUUCAAGGAAAGCUAGUCAGGAAGUAUAAUUUACGAUCAGAAAGAAAAUGGAGAGAGGAUGAGAUGUAUCUACGGAUCAUCCCUUAUGGGACAGAAGAAGACAGAGACGACGGUGAAGAUGAAGGAGAGGUUGAAGAAGAGAACGGAGAAGAGCUUGACGAGUUCGGUUGUAGCACUGGCGAGUCUAAUGGUUCACCCUAUGGCAUUGACAGGUUACCUCUCUUGCCUGAUUAGUUUUAUUACUUUAUAUGUUCGUACAAUAUUAAAGAUACAUUUUUGUGAAUGAAAAUAGAUAUAUUCUCAAACAAGUUUGAUAAUUGGUAACUAUGAUCAGAAACUCAAAGUAAUGUCAAAACUUGAUGUGUUUUUUUUCUUCUUUUCA
Messenger RNA from Camelina sativa (false flax), 2180 nucleotides. Its product is annotated as protein SEEDLING PLASTID DEVELOPMENT 1. The record is from RefSeq and is a predicted model, not a curated record. Gene Ontology annotation, molecular function: ATP hydrolysis activity. NCBI's taxonomy places the organism in Eukaryota, Viridiplantae, Streptophyta, Magnoliopsida, Brassicales, Brassicaceae. Gene Ontology annotation, cellular component: chloroplast.